AUGGCUGCUCGAUCUCUCCCCAGAAGCCUCUCGAGGCAGCUGGCCUUUAUCCGACCCUAUGGAACGGUGCAGAACAGCGUCCCCAAGCCGACGGCUACCACAGUGGCGCCAUCUCCUACGAGCUCGCUGCCGGUAGCGCUGCAAGAUGCAAUCGCGGCCAGCGCGCCUCGUACAUCCUGGACUCGCGAGGAGAUCACUCAGAUAUACCGGACUCCGCUAAACCAGCUCACAUUUGCUGCCGCUGCUGUCCACCGUAACUUCCAUGAUCCCGCUGCCAUUCAGAUGUGCACGCUGAUGAACAUCAAGACCGGCGGAUGUAGUGAAGACUGCUCAUACUGCUCGCAAUCGUCAAGAUACAACACCGGUCUCAAGGCAACAAAACUGAGCACUGUUGAUUCUGUUUUGGAGGCUGCUCGCAUCGCCAAGGAGAACGGGAGCACCAGGUUCUGUAUGGGUGCUGCAUGGCGUGACAUGCGUGGCCGCAAGUCCAACCUGAAGAACAUCAAGGCGAUGGUUAGUGGUGUGCGCGAGAUGGGCAUGGAAGUGUGUGUCACGCUCGGCAUGAUCGAUGGUGAACAGGCAAAAGAGCUGAAGGAAGCCGGCUUGACUGCUUACAACCAUAACGUCGACACAUCUAGAGAAUUCUACCCCUCCAUCAUCACUACGCGGUCUUACGAUGAGCGUAUCCAGACUCUCAGCCACGUCCGUGAUGCUGGCAUCAAUGUCUGCUCUGGUGGUAUCCUUGGUCUCGGCGAGGAAGACUCUGACCGCGUGGGAUUGAUCCAUACAGUUGCAACACUGCCUGCUCACCCAGAAUCUUUCCCCGUUAAUGCCUUAGUGCCUAUCAAAGGUACUCCCCUGGGCAACAGGAAGAUGAUCGAGUUUGACAAGUUGCUGCGAACAGUUGCUACGGCUAGAAUUGUUCUCCCCGCCACCAUUGUUCGUCUGGCAGCCGGCCGUAUCUCCUUGACGGAGGAGCAGCAGGUUACUUGCUUCAUGUCUGGCGCAAAUGCCAUCUUCACCGGUGAGCGAAUGCUUACCACUGACUGCACCGGCUGGGAUGAGGAUAAGAAGAUGUUCGAUAAAUGGGGAUAUUAUCCCAUGAAGAGCUUUGAGCGUGGAGAAUAUAAGGGAAUUGCGGAAAAGCAGCCUUCUCCAGUGAGUGACGUUGUUGAGCCGGCCCAGCCUGCCGCUGCACCAGUUGCAUAG
Molecule: messenger RNA, 1209 nt
Organism: Nannizzia gypsea CBS 118893
Lineage: Eukaryota; Fungi; Ascomycota; Eurotiomycetes; Onygenales; Arthrodermataceae
Product: biotin synthase
Exons: 2
Coding region: 1-1209 (402 amino acids)
Biological process (GO): biotin biosynthetic process
Cellular component (GO): mitochondrion
Molecular function (GO): 2 iron, 2 sulfur cluster binding; biotin synthase activity
Source: RefSeq, a predicted model, not a curated record